Messenger RNA from Ochotona curzoniae (black-lipped pika), 3663 nucleotides. RefSeq names its product potassium sodium-activated channel subfamily T member 1 (gene KCNT1). Gene Ontology annotation, molecular function: intracellular sodium-activated potassium channel activity. Gene Ontology annotation, cellular component: membrane. The transcript has 32 exons. Lineage: Eukaryota; Metazoa; Chordata; Mammalia; Lagomorpha; Ochotonidae. The record is from RefSeq and is a predicted model, not a curated record. The coding region runs from base 1 to 3663 and encodes 1220 amino acids. Gene Ontology annotation, biological process: potassium ion transport.
AUGGCGCGGGCCAAGCUGCCGCGCUCGCCGUCCGAGGGCAAGGCGGGCCCCGGGGGCGGCCCGGCCGGCGCCACGGCCCCCGAGGAGCCGCACGGGCUCAGCCCGCUGCUGCCGGCCCCGGGCGGGGGCUCCGUGGGCAGCGACGUGGGCCAGAGGCUGCAGGCAGAAGAGUCCAGCCUCGACUCCUCCCUGUCUCAGGUCCAGGUGGAGUUCUAUGUCAAUGAGAACACCUUCAAGGAGCGCCUGAAGCUUUUCUUCAUCAAAAACCAAAGAUCCAGCCUGAGGAUCCGGGUGUUCAACUUCUCACUCAAGCUUCUCACCUGCCUGCUGUACAUUGUCCGCGUGCUGCUGGAUGACCCGGGCCAGGGCAUCGGAUGCUGGGGCUGCGAGAAGCGCAAUUACACCUUCAACGAUUCCUCCUCUCAGAUCAACUGGGCCCCCAUCCUGUGGGUGGAGAGGAGGAUGGCUCUGUGGGUAAUCCAGGUGGUGGUGGCGGUCAUCAGCUUCCUGGAGACCAUGCUCCUCAUCUACCUCAGCUACAAAGGCAACAUCUGGGAGCAGAUAUUCCGCGUGCCCUUCGUCUUGGAGAUGAUCAACACCCUGCCCUUCAUCAUCACGAUCUUCUGGCCGCCGCUGCGCAACCUGUUCAUCCCGGUGUUCCUCAACUGCUGGCUGGCCAAGCACGCCCUGGAGAACAUGAUCAAUGACUUCCACCGAGCCAUCCUGCGGACGCAGUCGGCCAUGUCCAACCAGGUGGUCAUCCUCUUCUGCACCCUGCUGUGCCUGCUGUUCACAGGCACCUGUGGCAUCCAGCACUUGGAGCGCGCCGGCGAGAACCUGUCCCUGCUCACUGCCUUCUACUUCUGCAUCGUCACCUUCUCCACCGUGGGCUACGGCGACGUCACGCCCAAGAUCUGGCCGUCGCAGCUGCUCGUGGUCGUCAUGAUCUGUGUGGCCCUCGUGGUGCUCCCGCUGCAGUUCGAGGAGCUGGUCUACCUCUGGAUGGAGCGGCAGAAGUCGGGGGGCAACUACAGCCGCCACCGGGCCCAGACGGAGAAGCACGUGGUGCUGUGUGUGAGCUCGCUCAAGAUCGACCUGCUCAUGGACUUCCUCAACGAGUUCUACGCGCACCCGCGGCUCCAGGACUACUACGUCAUCAUCCUGUGCCCUGCGGAGAUGGACAUGCAGGUGCGCAGGGUGCUGCAGAUCCCACUCUGGUCCCAGCGCGUCAUCUACCUCCAGGGCUCCGCCCUCAAGGACCAGGACCUCAUGCGAGCAAAGAUGGACAACGGGGAGGCCUGCUUCCUGCUCAGCAGCCGGAACGAGGUGGACCGCACGGCCGCGGACCACCAGACCAUCCUUCGGGCCUGGGCCGUAAAGGACUUUGCCCCCAACUGCCCACUGUACGUCCAGAUCCUCAAGCCAGAAAACAAGUUCCACGUCAAGUUCGCAGACCACGUGGUGUGCGAAGAGGAGUGCAAGUUCGCCAUGCUCGCCCUCAACUGCAUCUGCCCGGCCACCUCCACCCUCAUCACCCUGCUGGUGCACACCUCCCGUGGCCAGGAGGGCCAGGAGUCCCCGGAGCAGUGGCAGCGCACGUACGGACGCUGCUCCGGCAACGAGGUCUACCACAUCCGCAUGGGCGACAGCAAGUUCUUCCGGGAGUACGAGGGCAAGAGCUUCACCUACGCCGCCUUCCACGCCCACAAGAAGUAUGGGGUGUGCCUCAUCGGCCUCAAGCGUGAGCAGCACAAAAGCAUCCUGCUGAACCCGGGCCCGCGGCACACGCUGGCCGCCUCCGACACCUGCUUCUACAUCAACAUCACCAAGGAGGAGAACUCGGCCUUCGUCUUCGCGCAGGAGGAGCGGCGCAAGCAGAGGGCGGGGCCGGGGCCGCACCUGCCCGUGCGCAGCAUCCUCGCCUCCAUGGGGACGGUGGCCAUGGACCUGCAGAAUGCCGAGUGCCGGCCCUCCCAGAGCAGCGCGGGCAGCAAACUGGCACUGCCCUCAGAAAAUGGCUCGGGCAGCCGGCGGCCCAGCAUCGCGCCCGUCCUGGAGCUGGCCGACAACUCGGCCUUGCUGCCCUGCGACCUGCUGACUGACCAGUCGGAGGACGAGGUGACGCCCUCGGAUGAGGAGGGCCUCUCUGCGGUGGAGUACGUGAAGGGCUACCCCCCCAACUCGCCCUACAUCGGCAGCUCCCCCACCCUCUGCCACCUGCUGCCCGUCAAAGCGCCCUUCUGCUGCCUGCGGCUGGACAAGGGUUGUGAGCACAACAGCUACGAGGACGCCAAGGCCUACGGCUUCAAGAACAAGCUCAUCAUUGUGUCGGCAGAGACGGCCGGCAACGGGCUCUACAACUUCAUCGUGCCUCUGCGGGCUUACUACCGGCCGCGCAGGGAGCUCAACCCCAUCGUACUGCUCCUGGACAACAGGCCUGAUCGCCACUUCCUGGAAGCCAUCUGCUGCUUUCCCAUGGUGUACUACAUGGAGGGCUCCGUGGACAACCUGGACAGCCUGCUGCAGUGUGGCAUCAUCUACGCCGACAACCUGGUGGUGGUGGACAAGGAGAGCACCAUGAGCGCCGAGGAGGACUACAUGGCCGACGCCAAGACCAUUGUCAACGUGCAGACCAUGUUCCGGCUCUUCCCCAGCCUCAGCAUUACCACGGAGCUCACCCACCCCUCCAACAUGCGCUUCAUGCAGUUCCGCGCCAAGGACAGCUACUCGCUGGCUCUAUCCAAGCUGGAAAAGCGGGAGCGUGAGAACGGCUCCAACCUGGCCUUCAUGUUCCGCCUGCCCUUUGCCGCUGGCCGAGUGUUCAGCAUCAGCAUGUUGGACACGCUGCUCUACCAGUCGUUUGUCAAGGAUUACAUGAUCACCAUCACGCGGCUGCUGCUAGGCCUGGACACCACGCCGGGCUCCGGCUACCUGUGCGCCAUGAAGAUCGGCGAGGACGACCUGUGGAUCCGCACUUACGGCCGCCUCUUCCAGAAGCUCUGCUCAUCCAGCGCCGAGGUGCCCAUUGGCAUCUACAGGACCGAGAGCCACGUCUUCACCGAGCCCCAGGACCUCAGAGCCCAGUCCCAGAUCUCCGUGAACAUGGAGGGCUGUGAGGACAUGCGACAGGCCCCGGGGCCCUGGGAGGCACAGGUGGGCCCCGGUGGCGGCGGCAGCACCCAAGGCCGCCACGCGGACGGUGACGACCCGGUGGAGCACCCCCUGCUGCGGCGGAAGAGCCUGUCCUGGGCCCGGAAACUCAGCCGCAAGGGCAGCCAGCCGGCCAAGACACCUGCGGCUGCUGAGCGCAUCAGCCAGCAGCGGCUCAGCCUGUGCCAGCGAUCCGAGCGCCAGGAACUCUCUGAGCUGGUCAAGAACCGCAUGAAGCACCUGGGGCUGCCCACCACUGGCUACGAGGACAUAGCAAACUUAACAGCCAGUGACGUCAUGAACCGGGUAAACCUGGGAUACCUGCAAGAUGAGAUCAGUGACCAGCAGAACACCCUGUCCUAUGUGCUCAUCAACCCCCCGCCUGACACGACGCUGAAACCCAACGACAUCGUGUACCUCAUCCGCUCAGACCCCCUGGCCCAUGUGGCUGGCAGCUCCCCGAGCCACAAGCUGUCCUGCAACCCCGAGACACGUGAUGAGACGCAGCUGUGA